AGAAUGCGAAAACUGCGGAGGAGUGCGUUGCGUCUUCCCCAUCUCUAACAGGCCCGCCUUCUUCGACCCUAACAGGCGCAACGCAGGAGGGCUCUUGACCGAUUCCACACCGUCCCGCACUCUUUCCCGGAUUAUGGCUCGAGAGACUCGAUAGAGGGAGCCUACGAAAUGCCACUACCGGGGAGCGCAAGUGUCAAGAGUUUUGGCUUAAAGCCCGUGGACACGAUCAAUAACUUCAUACGCAACACGUUCAGCUCGGCGAAUUCUGCUUCACCGGCGUCGUCGCAUUCUCCAAAGGAACCCCCACUAGCAAAACGAGUGAAAACAUCUAGCUUUACCAGCAGCCGUUAUACAGUACCAGACGACGACAUCGUAGAUUUUGGUGAUAUCAAGACCGGGAGCCAGGGAAGCAACGUUCGUCCGGGAUCCGCUGCUGGGAUUUCCGAAUACCAGCUUGUGGAAGGAUUUUCUCGGGACCCGGGGCGUGGGAGCAGGCGCCGUCGUCGAUCUGCCGGAAGCGAGUCCCCCGCCACGCAACGGCCGAUCAAGCGGUACCUUCCCAGUAUUGAUGUGGGCCGGGACAAUAUUUCAGAUGAUGAGCUUGGGGCCAAGCCAAAACCCAUUGGAUCUACCGCCUGCUCUGCACUAAUUCUCGGCGAUGGUGCUGACCCCCAGUUUCUUCGACAAAGAGCUAUGCCAGCGCCCCACAGCCCGCAGAGCCUAAAUAGGAGCAAAAAGCGACCAAACCAUGCUGUAGAUGGAGACUCUGACGAGCUGUCUGCACAGCCAUCCACAGGACCCAAGCACAAGGCGGCCAUGCAGCCUCUAGGCUUGUCAUCCAAAAAGAAUACUCGUGACGGCGUUGGAAUCCCCAUCAAGGGGGCUAUAUGCUACAAAGAGUUUCGAUAUGUGUCAACAUCUGACCGCCGACUAUUCUUGAACCAAAAAGGCAACGAACUCCGUGCCUUUGACAAUGAUGGUAAUUUGGCCGACGAGUUCUUUUGGCUCAAAAUUUCUCACAAAACCAGCGCCAUGCUAUACAGCCCAAACAGCAACUACAUCAAAUUCGAUCAAGCUGUGGACGAGCGCCAGGGAAUUGGAAGGUUACUGUGUCUAAACUUGGUUAAGAAGGCAGAUGUACAGCGCAUUCUUGAAUGGGUUGCGGAGAAUCAGAAAGGCGUCAAACGGAACGAAGAGAAGGAGAGUCAUAAACUCAACCUCACUUAUGAUAAAAUAUCAGGAGAUAUUGGCAAUAUGAACUCAGGGAAGCCACACCAACCACAAUCACGCCCACUCGGAGGAUUACGGAAUCCAGAAAUCCAAGAGGCUCAUGGCAUCGAGAGGCCCGCGAACCUAUCAGGCGGCGCGCCAGGUGGCCCUCGGAAACUUUUCCCCAGGGACAGAAUUCAACUCUCGGAACAAUCUGCGCCCCGCCAAGAUGAGCCGUCGAAAGAUGUUGCCCCCUUGAAGCAACGACCGCUGAGGUCGAGGCAAAAUAACGACAGGGCAGCUUCAGCUGAAAAUCGACAUUUGUCAACCAUUACUCAAUGGUCUGAAUUCAACAAGACCUGGGCCGACGAAUGGAAAAUACCCCUGGUCUUCCACCGAGCCACAGUCGACAAAGAUGACAUACCACGGCUGGACGAGGGUGAAUGUCUGAACGACAAUCUCAUUGGGUUUGGCCUUCGGUACUUGUUUGACAAGCUCGCCUCGAGGAAUGAAGAUCUUAACAAACGGGUCUACCUUCACAACUCUUUCUUCUACGAAAAACUCAGAUCUACAAAGAGCAAGAUCAACUACGACGGUGUCAAAAGUUGGACGGCAAAAGUGGAUCUGCUAUCGUAUGACUAUAUCAUAGUCCCUGUCAAUGAGCAUUACCACUGGUGGGUUGCUAUAAUCUGCAACCCAGGCAAUCUCGACCCGAGCUCUUUAAAAGACCACAUACCAGGCGCAAAUGUGAGAAACGGCCACAACCUAGAUGAAGGAAAGGGGGACAUCAGAGGUGCUGGGGAGGAAGCGACUUCUGAACUGGAGACGAUAGAGGCGCCCAAAGGACAGUUCAGUAACUCUCCACGAGAUUCAGCAGUGGCUGGGAUAAACCAGUUAUCCAUCGAAAGCCCGCUGGGUUCCGACACCGCCGCACCUGUGACUAAAACGGCUGACGAUAACUCCGACAUCGUGGAGGUACCUGCUGGCGAGGCGCGAGUUGAGAGUGAUCUUGUUCCCGCCCGAGGCAAAGCAAAACACGGCAGAAAGUCUUCAGGCCGCCAACCAAGAAAAUAUGACUUCGGCGACCCCAGAAUUAUCACCCUAGACUCGCUGGGCUCCAGUCACUUCCAAGCGACCGCUUCGCUGAAACAUUACUUGGUCGCAGAAUUUGCUGACAAGCGAGGCAUAACCAUCACGGAUGUUCCGUCACCUCUGGGAAUGAAGGCGAUCAACAUUCCGGAACAGAACAAUUUGUGCGAUUGCGGUGUCUACCUCCUUGGCUAUAUCCAAGAGUUUGUUCAGGAUCCGGACCGAUUCAUACGGACUUUGCUCCAAAAGGAGGUACCCGAGUGGAAAGUUAACCCUCACGAGCUACGGGAUACGUGGCGAAAGACCAUUUUCAGUGAACAAAAGAGAUAUCAGGAGGAGCAGGCAAACGACAGGAAGAAGAAGAAGCCAGCCGCCAAGCAUGCGAACGCAGAGCCGCAGGCACAAACUUCAAGCAAGCCCAACGAAAAAGUCCCGAAGGACAAUGGAACGACAGACGGACCAUCGGAAGUCGAUAGCGGCAGGUCGGUUGCCAAGUCUCGAACAGCUUCGCCAAACUUGCCUCUAGAGGCUCCUGCCAAGGACACGGCGGAUAGCCAUGCGCCACAAACUCCAGAGAUGCCCCGAGAUGAGUCUGUUCAGCAUGCAGUGCGAAAAGGUGUAACUCCUUCACAACGGCCACUUUCUCAACACGAAGGUUCUGUUGAUGAGGUGGAUCUCCUUCCCCUGAAACCCGACACAGAGGUACUGUCAAUUGAGAAGCCAGCCUGUACCAAAACUUACCGAAUUGGGUCAGAGGGUGAGUAUAUUGAAAAGCGGUUCGUUGAAAAACUCCCAAGCUCGCCACCGCCUCAGCGGGAGGUUGAGGAAGUCCAACCGAAAAGUUUCUACAAGGACCACCCCAUUGAUUUGACCUCGCCAGAGCGAGAGAUGGCCCGAACGAAGCCAUCCCGGUCCUCGCCGGUGACAUCAAAACGCGCAGCUAGGAUGCCGAGCCCGCACGUAUCCCAGACCACCAGCCCCUACUUCUCCCGUUCCGGCGUUCCGGUCGUGGAGCGCGCAGAGCUGCUUAGACGACCUGCUGCAAUCGAUCUGACCAAGGACGAAAUAGAAGCAGGCAUUGUCUGAUUUGGCGGCCUCUGUUUACACAAAGCUAUUAGCUGUGUCAUGACUCAUGUUUUUUCCCUAAGGGGGCGUUUUGGUGCUCGCGCUCUCUCCCGCUCUUGAUUCUGUUUUCAUGGUGGCCGCCUUGUCGGCGUUCUGGAACUCUUGUCACAAGCAUAGCGCGAUAAACCCUUAAUGUCAAAACGUAUGCACAAGUUUCCUAGAUGACGGACGCGCGUGGACUUAAUCGUACUUUUAUUCUGUAGAAAGGUAUCUCUUCUAAGAACCAAUUAAAAAAGAAAUUAAAUUGUAC
Messenger RNA from Lasiosphaeria miniovina, 3673 nucleotides. RefSeq lists its product as uncharacterized. Gene Ontology annotation, molecular function: SUMO-specific endopeptidase activity. NCBI's taxonomy places the organism in Eukaryota, Fungi, Ascomycota, Sordariomycetes, Sordariales, Lasiosphaeriaceae. Bases 169 to 3384 code for a protein of 1071 amino acids. The record is from RefSeq and is a predicted model, not a curated record. Gene Ontology annotation, biological process: protein desumoylation; proteolysis. The transcript has 4 exons. Gene Ontology annotation, cellular component: cytoplasm; nucleus.